Messenger RNA from Dipodomys ordii (Ord's kangaroo rat), 1578 nucleotides. It is a transcript of the gene Polr3h, whose product is annotated as polymerase (RNA) III (DNA directed) polypeptide H (22.9kD). Gene Ontology annotation, biological process: DNA-templated transcription; transcription initiation at RNA polymerase III promoter. NCBI's taxonomy places the organism in Eukaryota, Metazoa, Chordata, Mammalia, Rodentia, Heteromyidae. The coding region runs from base 39 to 653 and encodes 204 amino acids. The transcript is spliced from 6 exons. Gene Ontology annotation, cellular component: RNA polymerase III complex. Gene Ontology annotation, molecular function: DNA-directed RNA polymerase activity; DNA binding. The record is from RefSeq and is a predicted model, not a curated record.
CGCCUCCGGGCUCCCCACAGCCCCCGGCGCGGGCCGCCAUGUUUGUCCUGGUGGAGAUGGUGGACACGGUGCGGAUACCUCCCUGGCAGUUUGAGAGGAAGCUCAACGACUCCAUCGCCGAGGAAUUGAACAAGAAGUUGGCCAACAAGGUUGUGUACAACGUGGGUCUCUGCAUCUGUUUAUUCGAUAUCACCAAGCUGGAGGAUGCCUAUGUGUUCCCGGGGGAUGGCGCAUCACACACCAAAGUCCAUUUCCGCUAUGUGGUGUUCCACCCGUUCCUGGAUGAGAUUCUGAUUGGGCAGAUCAAGGGCUGCAGCCCAGAGGGCGUGCAUGUCUCUCUAGGGUUCUUCGAUGAUAUUCUCAUCCCCCCAGAGUCGCUGCAGCAGCCCGCCAAGUUCGAUGAAGCAGAGCAGGUCUGGGUGUGGGAGUAUGAGACGGAGGAAGGAGCACAUGACCUGUACAUGGACACGGGGGAGGAGAUCCGCUUCCGGGUGGUGGAUGAGAGCUUUGUGGACACGUCCCCCACGGGCCCCAGCUCGGCCGAGGCCACGUCAUCCAGUGAGGAACCACCCAAGAAGGAGGCUCCCUAUACACUUGUGGGCUCCAUCAGUGAACCAGGCCUAGGUCUUCUCUCCUGGUGGACCAGCAACUAGCCUCAGCUGGCUGGCAGAAUACCCUGGCCUUGGGAAAGUUGGAGUCAUCAUCUGCCACCCAGAACCAGACUGCUGGGGCCAGGAGUGCUACCAUGUGCCCCCCACCAUCCUGACCCGCUGUUCCUCCAGCUGGACUGACACUUGGCUUUUUGCAGCGCUGGGGAUGGAACCCAGGGCCUUUUCCAUACCAGGCAAGCGCUCUGCCACCAAAUUAAACCCCCAGCCUCAUCCAGUGGGCUCUGGCUUUUAAUGACAGGAGACAUUCAAUUAAAGGAACAGUGGCAUCAUGGGCUGGAAGUCACCCCCUCCCCCCCCCAAACUGGGGAGAAUGCGUUGAAUAGAAACCUCUUUGUACAAUGAUUUAAAAGAUUAAAAAGACCAGCAAGUGUCCUUGAUCUAGGCUAAGUUGCCAAGCUGGGACAGCACAGCUACCUCAUCUGUCCCAACUCACUUGUGGAGAUAAUCUACACGUCCUCAACUUGGGGGUUGCCAGACUGGGCUGGCCAAGUUAGGUGAUUCCCUAACACAAGAGUGUGGCAGCCUGGGAGCGGCUUUGGGCCCAGGCACUGUAGCUCCUCACCUGGAAGGCGGCGCUUUCCAGAGGAAGUCAGCCUCCAGAGGAGGGCUUUGGUGGGGUAGAGUCAGAGACCAAGGUGGAAGGGGGGAGACCUGACUGGUCCUGGGGACGGGCCUCCACGGAGCCUGCCAGGCCUCCAGCUCAGUGAUGGGAUGUGGGGCAGCCUGUGCUGAAGGGGCCGAGAUCAUACGUGGCAUAAUCUUGGGAGCCAUUACUUGCCAGUCUGUUAGGAUGGGCUACGCCCAUUCUCAGGGUGACUAGAGGGCUGUGACCCUGCCUGCCUGGCACGUUAAUGCCAGGGGAGUGGCACUAAAGUCACAGGAACUUGGAGACACGACCUCUCUGCUG